Molecule: messenger RNA, 417 nt
Organism: Aspergillus eucalypticola CBS 122712
Lineage: Eukaryota; Fungi; Ascomycota; Eurotiomycetes; Eurotiales; Aspergillaceae
Exons: 3
Coding region: 1-417 (138 amino acids)
Source: RefSeq, a predicted model, not a curated record
AUGAUACUUCGUUCAUAUAUCAACUGGUCUGAAGGCAAUGACUACAUCGGUGUAGAAGUUGCGUUCCCGGGCGGUUCUACCUGGAAAAUGGAGAGAAAGAUCAGGAAAGUCGAAGUCCUGCACACUCAAGAUGACUAUGAGGAAUUGAAUUCCCUUAUCAAGAUUCAAAUCCAAAUUCCGUUAUACAAAACCGCUACCCAGGGGCCUUCGGAACACGCCAAGCAGGCAGACCCUGAUAUCCCCCACCUAGCUAGUAACGAGAUAGAAGCUCUCACUAUCCUGACUCAGGCAAAAUGCUCAAGCUCUCCAUAUUUGAUUGACUCAAUGAAUCGACAGCAGACAGAUGGAUGGGUGCCUGGGGGCUAUAUUCAUUAUAUCGUGAUGGAGAUGCUCCCGGGUGUAACUGUGUGCGACUGA